Messenger RNA from Micropterus dolomieu (smallmouth bass), 1147 nucleotides. It is a transcript of the gene tmem134, whose product is annotated as transmembrane protein 134. NCBI's taxonomy places the organism in Eukaryota, Metazoa, Chordata, Actinopteri, Centrarchiformes, Centrarchidae. The record is from RefSeq and is a predicted model, not a curated record. The transcript has 8 exons. Bases 224 to 856 code for a protein of 210 amino acids.
AGAGAGAAAGGAAGACACUCAAAACUUUUCCCAAAGCGUUUUUCCCACUCGUAAACAAAACAAAAGAUUGUUCGGAAGGACUUAUAAAGAGUCGCCACAGAGUGUCCAAGUAUGUGACCCGUGUCUUCACAUCGUGGAGUCGAGUUCAGCCUCCCUGGAGAAAAUAUUUACUUAAGACAUGAGCAUCAAGCUGCAGGACCUGGGGGUGUAAGAGGCGAACGCCAUGGCGAUGCAGUUUACUAUCGAUGAUGCCUUUGUAUUGGAGGGAGAUGAGGAGGGAGCUGUUUCUGAUGGAGAGACAGAGGGAUGGAAGGGCAGAGACAAGGACAGGGAAGGAGGAGAGAUGACAUUCGGCCCCCUAACUUUCUCCAAACCUCAGACUCAUCCCUCACCAGCUGCCCCCGCUGGGGCCUCUCUAGAUCACAGUAACCUAAAGUACCAGAAUCUGGAAAAUGAAGAUGCCUUUGGCAACAAUGGCAAUUCCUCUUUCAAUAACUUUUUCAAAAUCAGUGAUCCUGCAACCCUUUCUUACUGCAGCUCCCAGUGGUCCUUCAGCACCUUGAGUUCUGUCACACAGCUGUCUGCACAGUGCUGUGGGUGGGUGUCCCAUCCGCUGGUGAAGAAAAACAGAAAAGUCGUUCUGGCUUCAUUCCUUCUCCUCAUCACUGGAAUUGCUCUUAUUUUCACGGGUGUUAUCAUACAGCUGAAUCCAAAUGCAGGUGUUUCAAGCGCUAUUUUCUUUAUACCGGGAUUUCUUCUCUUCAUCCCUGGAGUGUACCAUGUGAUCUACAUCAGCUGUGCUGUCCGUGGAAGAAGAGGCUUCAAAUUGUUCUACCUACCUUAUUUUGAAAAAUGAUAUUUCAUGAAACUCUACAUUUUCACAUUACUUUGUUUGCCAUCUUGUGAAUGAAUUGUAUUUUGUCACUUUUGUCACAUUUGUACAUGUAUUGUCACAUGGUUGUUUUUUUCUUGUCAUUGUUAUGACCACUACUAAUUCAACCACUCAGUGCCUUGACUACAUGCUUCCACUACAUGAACUGACAUUGCUGUAUGUGGACACGAAAAAGAAGGAGAUUGGUCUUGCCUGUGUUUUAAAUGUUGUGUGAAUAAUGACUGUGAAAUAACAAUAAAACUUUUGUAUAUUUUA